CCGGUUACAUUAGCCGUGACGCUGAGAACGUGGCCCCAGCGAGCCAACAGCUGCGGGGUCGUCACAGUCACAGAGGCACCAGCGCAGCCUGCAGCCGCUAACGACCGGGGGCCGCCCCGCCAGCUCAUUACUGCCGCAGUGUAUGAAUUAUCCCCAGAGUGACAGGUCCCCGUGCCCGACCAGGUCACCAUGAAGGGUGAGGAGACCCGGCAGAGGAGGAAGGAGGGCCGAGCCAGGAAUGGAGAGCACACCAAAAACAGAGCAAAGAACAAAGGCAAACAGAAUGAGAACCGAGGCGUCCACAGAGAGAUUGUGGAAGACGAUCUGCCACUCAUUCCGGAAAAGCGCCCCCCUCCAGAGAAGAAGGUUCCCAUGGCCAGACCAGGAGAUGAGUCCUCUAUCUCCAUCACCCUGCAGGUGUUGUUCCCCUACCUGUUGGCAGGGCUGGGCAUGGUGAUGGCUGGCAUGGUGCUGGAUGUGGUGCAGCACUGGGUUGUCUUCAGGACCAUCACAGAGGUCUUCAUUCUGGUUCCAGCAUUGGUGGGCCUCAAGGGCAACCUGGAGAUGACGCUGGCCUCUCGGCUCUCCACAGCUGCAAACACAGGACAGCUGGACGACCCCAGCGAGAGAUGGAAGAUGGCGAUCAGUAAUUUGGCUUUAAUCCAGGUUCAGGCCACCGUCGUCGGUCUUUUGGCCGCUGUUGCUGCUAUCCUCUUGGGCGCGUUAUCUAAAGGUUACGUGGAAUUUGACCAGGCCGCCGUCCUCUGUGCCAGCAGCGUGACCACAGCCUUCAUUGCUGCCCUGUCCUUGGGUCUGGUGAUGGUCGGGGUCAUCAUUGCCUCUAGGAAGCUGGGAAUCAACCCCGACAAUGUUGCUACCCCCAUCGCGGCCAGCCUGGGGGACCUCAUCACCCUGUCGUUGCUCGCGGGAAUCAGCAGCUUCUUGUUUGACUACAGAGAUGUUCAGUAUCUCUCUCCAUUGAUCUGCUCCGUCUUUAUCAUCCUGAUCCCGCUGUGGGUGGCCAUAGCCAAACAGAGCCCGUCCAUUGCUGAAGUUUUGAAGUCGGGUUGGCAGCCGGUGAUUGUGGCCAUGUCGAUUAGCAGUUUUGGUGGACUCAUCUUAGACAAGACAGUAACGGACCCCAAAUUCGAGGGCAUGGCGGUUUUUACCCCCGUCAUAAACGGAGUAGCCGGGAAUCUGGUGGCCAUUCAGGCAAGUCGGAUCUCCACGUUCCUCCAUUUCUGGAGCAUGCCCGGCGUCUUACCGUACAAGAUGAGGCAGCACUGGCCCAACCCUUGCACGACGUUCUUCUCCUCAGGUGUUAAUUCGAAAUCAGCCCGAGUAUUACUGCUGCUGGUGGUGCCCGGGCACCUGGUCUUCAUGUACACCAUCCACCUGCUGCAGGGCGGUCACACCGCCAUCACUCUACUGUUUGUCACCUUCUACCUGGCCGCAGCCUUCCUACAGGUUUGCAUCUUACUGUACAUAGCUGACCUCAUUGUGCGCUUCAUGUGGAGAAGAGGCCUGGACCCAGACAACUUUUCCAUCCCGUACCUCACCGCCCUCGGCGACCUUCUGGGCACCGGAUUCCUGGCUGUCUGCUUCCGGCUUGUCUGGCUCCUUACUGGUGCGGAGUCGAACCUGGGAGACUGAAUGGGCCGAUCCAGAUUGGCUUUUAUUUUUUUCCUUUUUUUGCUACUAAACUUGCACUUGAAAGGAACAAUAGAGGAUUUAGUGUCUUCUACCAGACGGACGACUUAUCCACUGACAUUUAUCAUCAGCGAAAAAUCUCAGCCGAAACAGCGGAUUUAUAGAGAAGUAUCCAGAUAUUUUAUUUAUAUAGGAAUCGGAUGCUGUUUGCAAUAAAACUGUGUGC
Messenger RNA from Bufo bufo (common toad), 1876 nucleotides. It is a transcript of the gene SLC41A3, whose product is annotated as solute carrier family 41 member 3. Gene Ontology annotation, molecular function: monoatomic cation transmembrane transporter activity. Gene Ontology annotation, cellular component: plasma membrane. Lineage: Eukaryota; Metazoa; Chordata; Amphibia; Anura; Bufonidae. The coding region runs from base 190 to 1653 and encodes 487 amino acids. The transcript is spliced from 11 exons. The record is from RefSeq and is a predicted model, not a curated record. Gene Ontology annotation, biological process: monoatomic cation transport.